AUGGCUUGCCAGAUUAAAUGCAACCCCGACAGCGAACUCUCAUUUCCGGGAUUUGGAAGCGGCUGCGGCGGAAGUACAUCAAGUAUGGCUUAUUUGAAGUCAGCUCCUUAUCCCGUCCCAGGCCUAGGACUUCACGGUAUCCCGGUGGACUCCUUGCAUUCCUCCAUGGGAGGUUAUCCUGGAGGAAACCCAAGAAAACAGAGGAGAGAAAGAACGACAUUCACUAGAGCUCAGCUUGAUAUUUUGGAGUCGCUUUUUGGCAAAACCAGAUAUCCUGAUAUAUUCAUGAGAGAAGAAGUGGCCUUGAAAAUCAACUUACCAGAGUCCAGAGUACAGGUUUGGUUCAAGAACAGGAGAGCGAAAUGCAGGCAGCAACAAAAACAACACACCCAACAACAGAGUACAGAGAAAACCACAAGAUUAAAAAACAAACCGGCCUCAAGCGUCAUUGCCAAGUCCUCUCCUACGCCGCCAGCCCCUGUCUCCAGCAAUAAUAAUAAUACGAGUACCAGUUCAUCAGCAAGUUCUCCUUCAGUACAUACAGCGCCACACCUCAGGGACAGCCCGAACUACAUGAAGUCGCAGCUACUCGCCACCGGUGGCAGCACCACACCACCCACGAUCCCAAGCUCAACCUUCACCAACUCUGCAAACUCAAGUAUUUGGUCACCUGCGUCAAUAGACAGUUUUGCAUUGGAUCAGCAUAGAUGGUGUACCUCAACACAAGCUUCAGUUUUGAGUACAACGAAUUCUUCAACCAACUGUUAUAACAAUUACCCCUACUACUCAAAUAUGGAAUAUAUUAAUUCUACAUCAAUGAACCACUCCCAAUUCGCGGAAAAUAGUCUGGAACCGGCUUGUUGGACAAAAUCUCGCGAUGAAUCAUCUUGGUUAUACAAUGGAAGUUGGGAGCGGAAAUGAAAUAUUACAUCAGAACAACUGGGAGUAUUCAUUUGAUCUACUGGCAGUUUGCAAAAAUAUGACUCGAGAGGAGAGAGAACUUCUGUUCCAUCAAAUAUUUCUUCGUACUGAUCAGAAUAGAUGGAAUCAUUAUUGACUGUUUUUGAUGAUUUUUCAUAGUGAUUUAGUGUUAGUUUGUAAAAGAAACGGACUGUUCGUAACAAGUUAUGUCUAUACAAUCUUCAUGAACUGACUUAAUACUGUAAUUUUUUUAUUUUUUUUUAAACACCUAAUUUAUGAACAAAAACACGGCUUGAGACUGGCUGAUUAUGGAGAUUCGAGAUAUUUUAAUCUAGUUUUAAAAAAUAUAACAUUUGUGCCAGAGUAACUCAAUUGAUCUCACUGUGCAAUACUCUGGUGUCUCUGGUGUUUAUCUUUCUAACUCUCCCUUUCUCAUAACUUUUUUGAAUCAUCCACUGCUGGAACCUCUCAAUAUAAGAGAUACACACAGAGAUACAAUGGAAGAAGUAAAGCACAGAACGCUAUUAUUUAUACGGUGUUCUGUAGUAAAAUUAAAGAGGAUAUAGAUGAGAAUGACUAUCACUAUUUACACAGAAUGAACAUUACCCACUUUUAUUUUUAUUAGAAUUUUCACAGUUACGAUUGAAAUGAAACCGUCAAAUUUAAUCUUAGAAAC
Molecule: messenger RNA, 1597 nt
Organism: Leptinotarsa decemlineata (Colorado potato beetle)
Lineage: Eukaryota; Metazoa; Arthropoda; Insecta; Coleoptera; Chrysomelidae
Biological process (GO): regulation of transcription by RNA polymerase II
Cellular component (GO): nucleus
Molecular function (GO): DNA-binding transcription factor activity, RNA polymerase II-specific; RNA polymerase II cis-regulatory region sequence-specific DNA binding
Source: RefSeq, a predicted model, not a curated record